Messenger RNA from Gongylonema pulchrum, 213 nucleotides. The record is from the annotation of a GenBank genome assembly. Lineage: Eukaryota; Metazoa; Nematoda; Chromadorea; Rhabditida; Gongylonematidae.
AUGCACAGAGUGCAUAGAACCGAAUGUGGCCGGAGCGAACAAUACUCACGAACAAAUGAAGCAAGAUUGGGUCAUAAUAGGCCCAACAAAAAAAUCCGGAACGAUGAUGAUGAUGCGCUCGGCGAUGGAUGUGCGGGAAAGAAAAAAGUACUAACGGACAAGGUAAGGACAGCGAACGAGCAUCGAGAGAACUACAUCCAACGAAAGCUGUAG